Molecule: messenger RNA, 614 nt
Organism: Octopus bimaculoides (California two-spot octopus)
Lineage: Eukaryota; Metazoa; Mollusca; Cephalopoda; Octopoda; Octopodidae
Product: peptidoglycan recognition protein
Biological process (GO): peptidoglycan catabolic process; innate immune response
Molecular function (GO): zinc ion binding; N-acetylmuramoyl-L-alanine amidase activity; peptidoglycan binding
Source: RefSeq, a predicted model, not a curated record
GUGUGUGUAUCUGUGCAUGCGCAUGCACAUGUGCGUGCAUUUGUGCAAGUGUCACAACAUAUAAAUAGCAAUCCCCAUUUCUGCCUUCACUACAACCAGGUCAGCUCUACUGAAACAACAAAGCAAGCAAGAACAACACUUUCAAGGGAAAACUCAUUGUUCUAACAGUUGAUCUCAAAUCUAAGAAAUGUCCUCAGAAACCAUACGGAAUCGGACUGAAUGGAAAGCCAGAAAACCGAAAUCAGUGACACAACUGAAGGUCCCUGCUGAGUAUCUCAUUGUCCAUCAUUCAGCUACUGGUAGCUGCUUCACAACUGAGGAUUGUGACAAGUUAGUGCAGAGUAUCCAGACCAAUCACAUGGAUAACAGAGACUUUGUGAAUAUUGGUUACAACUUCCUGAUUGGUGGAAACGGUGCUGUCUAUGAAGGCCGUGGCUGGUCAGUAGAGGGUGCUCAUGCUAAAGGCUACAAUUCUAAAUCAAUUGCUUUGAAAAAAUAACUGCUAAAAUCGAACUGCACUCUUCAAAAUUUGCACUAAGAAUAUGCACAAGGUAAAAUUACUACCUGCUUUUAUAGCAAGCUGAUGCAGGUAAUUUAUCCCAUCCCCCUCCUAC